Molecule: messenger RNA, 5500 nt
Organism: Taeniopygia guttata (zebra finch)
Lineage: Eukaryota; Metazoa; Chordata; Aves; Passeriformes; Estrildidae
Source: RefSeq, a predicted model, not a curated record
AAUAAUGUCAAAUAUGCACUUUUGAGUAGAUCAACUAUCCUUUUGCUAUUGACACAAAUGUCACAUUCAGUACUUUGAAGUACUUUUCCAAUCGAGAAACUUUAUUAUUAAAUCUUUACAAUAUUUUCUGCACAUAAGCAGUAAAUACUUAAUUAAAUAUUAAAAAGAAAAAUUCUAAUGAUGCUAUUAAAGUAAGGCAGACUUUUACCUGAAGAUGUAAGAUUCUGCAGACUCCCUCUCUGCAUUUUUACAUGAUAGCAAGUUGUCUUAAUUAAUGGCUAUUCACAAAGUUCAGAAACUACUUUCCUCAGUACAAGAAGCAAUACUUCCUCAAAAGUGUUAUGGAAACUGUUGCAGGGGGCUGUUUGAUAUUAGGCUAUGAACUCAUGGUAAUUUUUAGAUUCAAGAAAAAAAGGGGAAGAUGAUGAGGAACAGAUAUAAAAUCAAAAGAAGAAAAGUAUUUGCAUAUUUGAAGAUAAAAUUUCCAGUUUUAAUCCUCAAUGUAUAAACAAAGCUUAUUUUGCAUCCAUACAGAAUUUUAAAUUAUUAAAUAGCAUAUGCUGGGCCAGUUGGAAACUCUAAAGAGAUUUUUACAAUACAACAUUCUUGUUUAAAUCCAUAAGUCUUACUCUUUAUUAUUUUAAUUUUUUUUUUAGGUUUUUUUUUUUAGUUUUUAAACUAACGGAAGAUUACAGUAAGACAAUCAGGAAUAUGAACUCUAAGAUUAAGAAGCAUAGAAAAUGCACUUUAGUAUGUAGCACAAUAUGUCAUCUCAUAUAUUUUGGCCAGUUAUAAUACAUAUUUUUAGUCAACUAUCAAAGUAUUUUCAAGGGCAUAAAAACUGAAUCCUCUUCCCCAGAAAGCAGGAAGAUGAGCUACUAGAUGAACUAAUAGAUGAACAGAAAUUCCUUCUCCAUGGGCAACUGAAAGAGUUUCUGUACAGGAAAACAAACCUUCCUGCUCCACCCUGAGGAGGAAUUUACAACAGCUUCAGAAUGGCCUCUGCUUUUAUUGUGAUUUAUUGGCUGGGACUUCAGAAUCUUGGAGAAGCAGGAUCAAAUUGCAUCUUUUAAGUUUACUGCACACAAGGAAAAUAGAAGAGAAUGACUGUUUUCUGAUGGAUCUGAAAGGCAAGAAAGUGCCUUUGGACUUGCCAGUUGAACCAAUUUACAGGGAUCACCAAUGGUAUCCAAGUCUGUUGAAGAAGAUGUGUAUGUCUGUUAUGAGGGGUCUUGAGAGCAAUCACGGUUUUGCCAGCUUUGAAGAGAACAGUAAUUAUUUCCUUAAAUUCUCUAUUGCCCCUCCAGUAGGGGCAAAUUAGCUUUUAUUUCUACACCAGGAUAUUGUGCCUUUAAUAGAUUCCUGCUCAGGUUUUGUGAGUCCAGCAGCAGGUGCUGAACAUCAGCUCAGAGUUGGAAGAGCUCUUGAAUCCCUGGCAGACUGCAGUAAUAGGAAACCCAGCAGAAUUCCCACCACAUGUGAGAGAGCCCAGCCUGACCACAGGAGACCUCCUGGAGGACACCAGCCAGGACAGAAGAGGGAAGUCCAGGUUUUUAAAACUUUUUGAUCUAGAGCUUACAAAGGAGCUCCUUGGGAUAAUAUAUUUUCUUCCAAAAUACAGCCUCCAAAAUCAACAGGGGAGAUGUUGGAUGAUCCUUCCUAGUACUUCACAAAAAGAAGAUACAAUCCCAAACCUAAGAUAAGCCAAGUUGUUGGAGGCUUCUGGAACAGGUUUCAAACAAGAUCUUUUACCUCUCCACAGAGAUCUGGUGAUUUAACUAGAGUUUUGGAGCAUGCAGUGUAUAGUUCAGCUGCCUCCACCAGCUGUCUUAUGAAUAAUGUACAUAUCUUUGAUUUACUUUUCAUCUGCCGUGUUGGUGCAAUAAAUUUUGAAGACAGUGCUGGUGUAGACUUAGUCCAACUUAAUCAUGUUCAGACUUCCAAACUUCAUUGCACAAGCACUGCACACUAUCCAAAUAUUCCUGGAUACACUGGCAAGGUUCAUUGGUCAGCAACUCACCCAGCAAAUUCUAAUCUUCCAUCAACAUCCCCAUCAGUAAUUGCAGGAAUGCAUGGGUAGGUAUGAGGCAUAUUUCUCAGCUUGUUCAGAAAAAUUACAAGGAAAAUCAUAAUUGCAUUUAUUUAGUUAAAGAACAAUUUAAUGUUACACAUUAUAUUCUAUUGGCUUACAAAAUACAGAAGAGUUGGGGUUGGAUCCCACCACAUUAUUUUAAUGCUGAAAAUCUGAAGUCCUUUUGAGGUUUUAGAAUUUUUCUGGAAAAUUGUAUUGUGUUGGGAAGGUGACUUUUUUUAACAAAUGUUUUUGGUUUUUUUCAAAGAGGCCUGUGUAUGUCAAAGUUAUCAAUUCCCAAAAGAAAACCAUGUGGAGUUUCUCAACGGGUCUCAGCAGACUUAAGAAACAGAUAUUUGCUAUGAAAAAUGGUUGUUAAAAAUUGAUGGGUUCAAUUAAAAGACAAUGAGAAGCAAAGUCAUACCAGGCCACCACACAGAUGUAACCUAGGACUCUGUGAUUUUGAAGUCAUUACAGCUCGCUAUCACUAUCAUGGCUGCAUCAUGAAGUGAAUUAAUAAUCUUUCUUAUUUUUCCAUACAAGGCUGCUUAAAACUGGGAGCAAUACAAGUAUUAAAUGUCUAACUUGUUGAUUUCAAAAGAUCUGGGCACUUCAAAAUUGCUGAAAAAUCCUUUUCCUUUUGUUAGCAUGAAGAGCUUCUGAUGCUGGCAAAUAACUAACUAACCUUUCUCCCUAAUAGCUUAGUAACUAUUUAUUUCUCCUCUCUCCUUUAUGUUUCUGUGCUUUCGAUUCUGUUUUCUUGUUAUCUAUGCUGAUCUAGGAUAUGGGGACACUCUUCCAAGUUUCCAUGUUUUCCUGAAAAAUUCAUCUUCUAAUUAAACUUUUAAUUUGUCUUAAGACUCUGUUCACAGCACAUCACACUUUUUUUCAGCACUGUCAGUGAAAAGUAUCCAGCAAAGGCUUGGGGAGAUUUACAAAGCUGCAUGGCUUUUAAAGAGUCCACAUUGUCAAGAGUUUCACCAUUUUGAUGAAUGUCCUGACUUACUUUUCUGCUGCCCUCCAUCCAGCCACCUCUGUUCUUUUUCUCUUGUGGUUAUACUUGGAAAAUAGGCAGUCACCUGCAGUUAUGGGCUGUUGUUGACAGGGAAUGGAAAGAUGCAACAAAGUCCUGAGUCUCCAUAAUCUGAUAAAGCUGAACACAAAGCAGCCUCAUGCAACUCUAAAUUGCUUUUAAAUGUCACAGACAAAUAAAAAAGAUAAGUGCAUCUUAGCAAAGAUCACUGAAAGUCUUCAUUUGGGUACCAGAAUUCAAGAGCAAAAAUGACAGGCACCACUGUGAUCUGAAGAAAAAACAUCAGUUACUUCCUUUUACUUUACACAGAUGUUACUGUGGGUGUAGUUCACAGUGGAGGAAUUUUCUUCAUUUUUAAUGUACAGCAAGAACAGGGUUCUCAUUCUGCACUAAUGGAUACUUUCCAGGACAGAAUCUCCUGACCUUUUUGAAGUAGGUUGUGUAUGAAUAAACUAGUGAACAUAAUCACAUCCAGAGAUUGUAGAGCAGGUUUUUCCACCCUUAGCCUGAGCAAAUGUACCUAUGUGGUACAUUUCCCUGAGGAGAUAGUAUCUCUGAUAGCAAAAUUGUAAUAGGUCUAUGGUCCUAUUUGUGGAGUAGGACCAUAGUCCUUAGUGUUCACUGAGCUAAGAUGGAACAUUCUAGUCCUCCAUGGAACUGCUAUAUAGAACUAUGAUGGAGGCUGAGGAUCUCCCCUCAAUAUUAAUUACCAAUGCCCCUAAAAGAUACAUGCUUAAAGUAUUUGAUUCCUUCCCUUUAUAAAAUAAAUUUUAAAAAUUCCUGCUGAUUUCAGGGGUCACAGGUCAGGCUAGACUGUAGUGGAGAGGUGAAGAGAGAUUAUUCCCAUAAUUUGGGGUCAGACAAUUCCAUGUACUUUUGAUCUAGGAUAUGAUCUCAUCAUUACCAUUUUUAAAAUUGUGGCUCCUUUGUCUCUUUUCUCAUUCUUGACCAAAGGUUGUAAUAAUUUCUCAGAAAGUAUCAAGUGAUUGCAUGUGGUGGAUAUUUUAUAACUGCUGUCUACAACAUAUGGUCAGUGUCCUGAAGACAACUGUAGGUAUCAAAUGGAGUCUCUUGUGUACUGCUAACCUGGUCUAAUAAGUAUUCCUGUCAAAAGUAUCAGCAGUAUCAGACAGACCAGGCAGCAUGCAGCCAUUUCUGCAUGGCAUUUCUAUUGCAUGGUGCUCCCACAGGAUGUGCAGCAAAAUCCUGUACACCAGUGUCAAGUGUUCUGAAGUCAACAGGAUUGUGUAGGAUAUGAAACAGUAGAAAUAUGGUUUUCUCAUCUUUGAAUAUGAAUAGUGUUUUUAUAUGUCAAGCUUUAUUAAUGUAUUUUUAAUCUAUUUUUAUUUCCAGGUAAUCUCAAGGUGAAGACAGAAAAUUAUGUUUCAAAGCCCCCUUAGUGCAAUUAAAUUCUGGCAGAUUUGUUUAGGUUUUGCAUAGGAAGGAAUGCUUUAUGUGUUGUUUUGUCUUGUGUCCAUUGCUACCUGGAAAAUACAAAUCCAAUUGUAUCUCAGGUUGCAUGGAAACCCAUUGGUUUCAUCAUAAUUAAUCUAAGAUAAUGCUAGAUUUUCUUUUGAUUAUUGAGAGAAUAACUUUCUUAAUUAUUGAGAGGAUUGAAAAGCAGCUUUAAGCAAGUUGCUUUGAAGAUUUCAAAAGUUAUCUGUAGGUCAAAAAUGGUUUUUUAUGUGGAGAGUGAGUGAACAAAAAUGUCUGUGGUCAGUUCUGUGUCAGCCAUGAGAACUGGUCAUCUAAAGCAGAGGUGACAGUGUCAACAAAGCAUUCUUAGAAGGCUUGAAAGCCAAAUCUUCAGCAUGACUUUUGGGCACCACAGGGCCUUAUGUUCUUGAGAGCAUUUGGCAUGGUCAUGGCAGGUCUGUAUGUGUACUGUGCACGUUACUUGUGAAACAGCUGUGUGUGUGAGUGUCUAUGUCUCUCUGUAUCUCUUGUCUGUGUGUCUGAAGAAGCUCUUCAGGAAGAUUUACCACCAUUGAUCUUUAGGGGGCUGAUUCUAAUAUUAUGGACUAUUUCAAAUUAUUGAUAUUCUCUGUGGCCAAUGGGCAUAAAUGUUUGUGAAGAAAACAGUGAGAGGGAAAAAGAGAGAAUUUUUAGGAAUAUGAGAGCAUGUUUUAAAAUUCCUUUUUACCCUACCUUUAUGUGACUGCAAAUACAUAGCAAAACAUGGAUGUUAUCUCAGUAGAAGCACUUUUUUCUCAACUCCAGUUAGUCCUCAGAUUUCUUUCAAAGCAGAAUAAAAAACUAUUACAAUUUAGAGAAUGCCAGUCCCUUUUACCUGGAUAACUGAGAGGCUCAGUUUCUGAAAGUGAGAAGGAAGGAAAUGUAUGAAGAUGUGCAGACACUUUAAAUACAGAACAAAAAUAAAAUAAUGCAGAAGUGGG